This is a messenger RNA of Malurus melanocephalus (red-backed fairy wren), 1484 nucleotides long. Its product is annotated as solute carrier family 41 member 1-like. Gene Ontology annotation, cellular component: plasma membrane. NCBI's taxonomy places the organism in Eukaryota, Metazoa, Chordata, Aves, Passeriformes, Maluridae. Gene Ontology annotation, molecular function: monoatomic cation transmembrane transporter activity. Gene Ontology annotation, biological process: monoatomic cation transport. The record is from RefSeq and is a predicted model, not a curated record. The transcript has 4 exons. The annotation marks the transcript as partial.
CGCGGGGACACGGACAGAGGUGAAAGAAGAAUUCUUGGUAAACCACGUUAAAGCCCAGGCUGUCCAAAUGCCCGCUCCCACCCUCCAGCCUGCCCAGCUCCGUGAGUAACCUUAACUGGGAACCCGCUGUUACUCUGAGCAAGAGCUGUGCUCGCCUCGUGCUGCUGGGUGAGAAAUUCUUCUUCUGGAGGAGGAGGACGGCAGUGACACUUGAAGCCUGCUGGAAUCGCUGGCUGUCCUGGCARAGAGCCCGCAGGAGCCUUCGGACUGGAGCUCUGCAGAGGGACGGUGCCGCUGGAGGAGGUGGCAGAGCCCUGGUAGCCAGAAGAACCUUUCUGAGUGGCUUUUAGAGCCACCUCGAAAAGCCAGAUCUGUGCUUCAGCAUCCCUUUAAGCUUCUGCCUUCUUUCCUUCACCUGGUUUUAUCCCUGCUCCAUCACAGCAGCCGUGCUGCUGGAAAAAAACAACUGGGAAAAGAUGCACUAAGGCGUCACAGACCGAGGGAGGAAAGCUGGGAUCCUGCCCCGGUGGCUGCUGCACCGCCCAGCGCUGGAGAGGAGYGGAGCCAGAGGCAACUGCUGCCAUUCCCAGCUCCUGCCGUGUCCCCGUGCUCGCUGUCCCCCGUCCCUGGACUCCUCUUGAUGGGGAUCUCUGCCGCAGGAUCCGGCUCUGCGGUGGCGGGCGGGCGCGCAGGGGUGGCAGAGGUCGCUCCCCGAUGCUGGAAAGGCCGCUCGGAUAAGCUGCUGGCAGAAGAUCCCUUGUGGAGCAGCUGCUGGCUGUAGGCCCAGCGAGCCAAGGGUCAGCAAAGCCUGGCCUGCAGCAUGACUUCCAAGCUGGAGCAGAAGGAGCCCCCCCAGGCCAACGGGGCCGUGGUGCCCGGRGAGCGSCCGGCCGGCCCGGAGCCCGCGGAUUUCCUGGGGGCUGACGGCGCCGGGGUGGAGGUGGUGGUGCUGGAGUCGCGGGCCAACGCCAAAGGGGUGAGGGAAGAGGAUGCCCUGCUGGAAAAUGGCAGCCAGAGCAAUGAGAGCGAUGACACCAGCACGGAGCGGGGCCCUGAGCCUGCCUCRCCCCUCAAGGAGACCUCCUUCUCCAUCGGCCUCCAGGUGCUCUUCCCGUUCCUCCUGGCYGGCUUUGGGACCGUGGCUGCUGGGAUGGUGCUGGACAUUGUGCAGCACUGGGAUGUUUUCAAGUACGUGACUGAGGUGUUCAUCCUGGUCCCUGCUCUGCUGGGGCUGAAGGGGAAYCUGGAGAUGACGCUGGCAUCGCGCCUGUCCACGGCUGUGAGCACCCAGGGGGCUGGGGAGGGGAUGGACCCCGGGCUGGGCGGGGUUUGGGGGUGGGGGAUGGCUGGUGUGGGUGGCAACCUGGUGGCAGUGCAGGCCAGCCGCAUCUCCACCUACCUGCACAUGAGUGGGCUGCCYGGAGACGGCCCCGAGGCACUGCCCAGGAGGUGCCCCAGCCCCUGCAGCACCUUCUUCAGCUCAG